Magallana angulata is the source of this 479-nucleotide messenger RNA. RefSeq lists its product as uncharacterized. The coding region runs from base 72 to 479 and encodes 135 amino acids. The record is from RefSeq and is a predicted model, not a curated record. The transcript is spliced from 3 exons. NCBI's taxonomy places the organism in Eukaryota, Metazoa, Mollusca, Bivalvia, Ostreida, Ostreidae.
AUACGAACCACUGUCUGCGCGCAACGUCUAUCACAGAAUUAGAUAGAUCGGGAUUUGAAGCUCGACAUAUCAUGUCCAUGUCUGGCCAUCAGUCUGAAAGUAGUAUCCGAAGUUAUUCAGCUCAUGUUGAUGAUAAGAAAAAGCUAGACAUGGCAAUGUCAAUUUCAAAGGUAAUAACUGGAGAUUCUAUUCAUGCUGAAAACAGCGCCGCCACUUUACGCACAGGUAGCAAAUCUUCCUCUGCCAUGUCACCUCUGCAAGAUGACGAUGUAGCUGAUUCCCACUUUCAAGGUAUGGAUUUUCUUGAAAUCACAGAUUCACAGGAACGAAGGCUUCUAGAAACAUUCGUUACACAUGAAACAAGAACAACAAACCUCAACAUGUAUCAGGAAAAAGAAAACCGCCCUGCAAUGAUUCAGCCAGCCCCAAUUAUGCAUAUCAACAACAGCAGUGUUAAUGUACACUAUCAUUAUUAUUGA